AUGGCUCUGCCACUUGGUAUUCCCACUGCUAGAAUGACUAUAAAAUGGGGGGUACCCGCGGAGACAAAGCAUAUCGCUUUACAUUUUAGUCUUAGAAUUCAUCUAAGGCUGUUUGCAAUGGCUGGCAGAGCUUAUGAGCCAAGUGCUUGCUGUGUGUUGUUCUUCUUAUUGUUGUUAUCUUUUGCAGCUGAAGCGAAGGAGCAUAAUUACACAUGGAAAGUAAAUUACCAGACAUGGGCUCCUGAUUGCGUGCAGGUGAAUAUCAUCUCUAUAAAUGAACAAUACCCGGGCCCAACCAUCAGAGCCAGACAAGGGGACAACAUUACCGUGAAGUUAGAAAACUUGAUGCCCACUGAAAACGUUGUUGUUCACUGGCAUGGCAUCCGACAGAACGGUACUCCCUGGGACGACGGAACGGCUUCCAUGUCGCAAUGCGCAAUCUAUUCAGGCGAUACCUACGUCUAUAACUUCACUGUGGACAGCCCGGGGACGUACUUUUAUCACGGGCAUUAUGGUCUACAGCGGACAGCGGGGUUAUAUGGAAUGCUGAUAGUGGAUGCGGCGGGAAAAGAACCCUUCAACUACGAUGGUGAGCUGACUAUCAUUUUAAGCGACUGGUGGCACAAGAGCACAUACGAACAGGCGGUGGGCCUCUCUUCCAAUCCAUUAGUAUGGGUUGGGGAGCCUCAGUCACUGCUGAUAAAUGGCACGGGACAAUUUAACUGUUCAGCAACUAACAAGUACUGCAAUGCUACAAACACACAAUGCUCGCCUCUCGUCUUGCCGGUGCAACCUGGGAAGACAUAUCGUCUCCGUAUUGCAAGUGUGGCAUCUCUUGCAGCCCUCAACUUUGUGAUUCAGGGACACAACAUGACGGUUGUCGAGGCAGAUGGACAUUACGUAGAACCAGUGGAAGUAGACAACCUGGAUGUAUACUCUGGUGAAACGUAUUCUGUUCUCAUCACUGCAAACCAGGACCCUUCUCAGAACUACUGGGCGGGUGUGAACGUGAGAGGCAGAGACCCCAAGACGCCCACUGGGCUGGCCGUACUGAACUAUCUUCCAGAUCUCCCAACCAAACUCCCCACCGGACCAUCUCCCACGAGCCCCCAGUGGAAUGACUACGCCUACAGCAAAGCUCUGGCUAAGAAAUUUGUGGCUCUCAAAGACCACGAAGAGCUUCCCCCACUACAGUCCGAUAGGCAGCUGAUCCUUCUGAACACGCAAAACAAGAUCAAUGGUUACACAAAGUGGGCGAUCAACAACAUUUCGCUCCUGCCUCCUCCAACUCCCUACUUAGCUGCCAUGAAAUACAAUAUCACGGGCGCCUAUGAUACCACCCCUCCUCCGGACGUUUACACUCCUCGUGACUACAACAUCACCAUUCCUCCGCCUAAUCCCAAUGCCGUCGAAGGGAACGGCGUGUACGUCUUCAAAUUGAACUCUGUUGUCGAUGUGAUUCUUCAGAAUGCGAAUACUCUGACUCCCACCAUCAACAACAGUUCAGAGAUACAUCCAUGGCAUAUGCACGGUCAUGAUUUCUGGAUUCUGGGAUAUGGAGAUGGCGUGUUUGACCCCGUAAACGACCCUCCAAAGUAUAACAUGGCCAACCCUCCACUCCGUAACACAGUGGCACUGUUUCCAUACGGAUGGACGGCCAUUCGGUUUAGAGCCGAUAAUCCAGGAGUAUGGCCCUUCCACUGCCAUUUGGAGGCCCACUUCUUCAUGGGGAUGGGAGUGAUGUUUGCAGAGGGAAUAGAUAGUGUAGGAGAGUUACCCAAUACAGGGAUGGGGUGUGGCCUGACCAAGAAUUAUAUUCACAUGCACCACUAAUCUCUCUACCUGGCUCGCCACCUUUUCCAAAAUAAUGGCCAUCAAUUCCAU
Messenger RNA from Cryptomeria japonica (Japanese cedar), 1884 nucleotides. RefSeq names its product L-ascorbate oxidase-like. Bases 1 to 1833 code for a protein of 610 amino acids. Gene Ontology annotation, cellular component: extracellular region; plasmodesma. The record is from RefSeq and is a predicted model, not a curated record. The transcript has 5 exons. Gene Ontology annotation, molecular function: oxidoreductase activity; copper ion binding. NCBI's taxonomy places the organism in Eukaryota, Viridiplantae, Streptophyta, Pinopsida, Cupressales, Cupressaceae.